Molecule: messenger RNA, 2062 nt
Organism: Aegilops tauschii subsp. strangulata
Lineage: Eukaryota; Viridiplantae; Streptophyta; Magnoliopsida; Poales; Poaceae
Product: folate synthesis bifunctional protein, mitochondrial
Biological process (GO): protein phosphorylation; tetrahydrofolate biosynthetic process
Molecular function (GO): protein kinase activity; 2-amino-4-hydroxy-6-hydroxymethyldihydropteridine diphosphokinase activity; ATP binding
Source: RefSeq, a predicted model, not a curated record
CGAUGAUGACGCCCAUAGGCAUGGAGUAAACAAUCCGAACCCAGCAAAGCAGCAUCCCCCCGCCGCCGAAGGCGCGGCGCAGCAUCCUCUCUCCCCCCGCCGAGCGACCGACGGUACCACCAACCUCCGCCGUCAGCCUAGGCUCGAAGAACCAGCGCGGCGGUGCGUCCCUCGCCUGCAUCCCCAGGUACGCUUAUUCACUCCGCAGGGCAUCGACCACGGGGAUCCCCCCGCACGGCAGGGAAGAAGUUGAUGUGAAAGAGAAUCUAAUCAGCAGGGCUAGUCCUGGCUCGCAUGCUCCAACAUGCUCCAUGCUAAGGAGACACUGAGGAAGAUGUACUCAGUCGCCAAGGGCUACUACUGCGGGGGGCUAGCCGCUCCCAAUCCUUUUCCAGCAGCAUGGGAUCUUAGGCAUUCUCUCAACCCCUCAAGGAAAGCGCCGGGUUUUGUUAACCCAUGCAGGGCCCGUUCAUAUGCGCACAUCGCGGAAAGCUCUGCCGGCCAAGAGAUUGUGAUUGCUCUUGGAAGCAAUGUGGGGGACAGGAUCAGUUCGUUUGACAGGGCGCUGCGGCUGAUGAAAGACUCGGGCAUAAAGAUCACCAGGCACGCCUGUCUGUACGAGACCGCCCCCGAGUAUGUGACCGACCAGCCGCGGUUCCUCAACUCCGCUGUUCGGGGCACGACCAAGCUGGGGCCUCAUGAUUUGCUCAAGAAGCUGAAGGAGAUCGAGAGGGAUAUAGGCCGGACCGCGGGGAUAAGGUACGGCCCAAGGCCGAUCGAUCUCGAUAUUCUCCUGUAUGGCGACUCCCAGAUCAGUACCGAGACCCUGACUGUGCCACAUGAGCGCAUCCAUGAGAGACAAUUCGUUUUAGCGCCUCUUGUUGACCUUCUGGGGUCCUCGGCUGACGAUCAUAUGGAGAAAAGCUGGCACUCCCUCUCGAAGUGCAGCGGUGGGUUCUUUGAUGUGUGGAACGAGCUUGGUAGUGAAUCUUUAAUUGGGACACAAGGUAUCAAGAGGGUUAUGGCUGUUGGAAAUCGUCUGUUGGAUUGGAGUGAGAGGACCCUUAUCAUGGGGGUGCUUAACUUGACGCCGGACAGCUUUAGUGACGGAGGUAAGUUCCAAGAAGUGGAGGCUGCCAUUGCUCAGGCCAAGUUGUUGAUAUCAGAAGGCGCAGACAUAAUUGAUAUUGGUGCUCAAUCCACCAGGCCCUCUGCAACAAGACUAUCUGCAAAUGAAGAACUUGAGAGGCUGGUCCCUGUUCUGGAUGCAAUCGUCAAAAUCCCUGAGAUGGAAGGGAAGCUGAUCUCAGUAGACACAUUCUACGGACAAGUCGCUGCUGAAGCUGUAAAGAGAGGAGCCACCAUGAUCAAUGAUGUAUCUGGUGGACAGCUUGACCCAAGUAUUCUUGAAGUUGUAGCUGAACUUGGAGUUCCAUAUGUUACCAUGCACAUGAGAGGUGAUCCAUCAACUAUGCAGAGUGAACAGAAUUUACAGUAUGAUGAUGUCUGCAAAGAAGUUGCUUCCGAGUUAUACACACGGUUAAGAGAAGCUGAGCUGUCUGGAAUUCCUUUGUGGAGGAUAGUUCUUGAUCCCGGCAUUGGGUUUUCCAAGAAAUCCAGACAUAAUCUUGAAAUAAUCAACGGCUUGAGAUCCAUUAGAGAAGAGAUGGGUAAAGUGAGUUUAGGUGCUUCACAUGUGCCAGUAUUACUUGGACUCUCAAGGAAAAGAUUCUUAGGUGAAAUAUGCAACCGUGCCGAUCCAGUUGAGAGAGAUGCCGCUACUGUUGCUGCUAAUGCAGCUGGGAUUAUGAAUGGUGCUAAUAUAUUAAGGGUCCAUAAUGUUCGUUGUGGCGUGGAUACUGCAAAGGUCUCUGAUGCAUUGCGCAUGGUCAAAUGAAAAAGUGCACCGCCAGAAAAGAAUUGAGACCAGUCUCCAGUUUUGUACAAGAGAAUGGUGAUGUAGAUUUGUAGAGUAGUUACUGUCACAUCAUUGGCUUCUCAGUUCAUACCUCAUACCAUAUCGGGUGUAUGAUCACUUAAUAAAGCAAUGAAAGCUUGUGUA